AUGGGUGAAGAAACUAAGCCGGAAGAAGCUAAGGUACAGGAAGUUAAGCCAGAAGAGAAGGUAGGGGAGAAAGCAGAAGAUAAGAAAGAAGAGAAGGCAGAGGAGGAGAAGAAAGAAAAGCCAAAACCACCAGCUCCUUUUGUUCUGUACGUGGACUUGCAUUGUGUUGGCUGUGCAAAGAAAAUUGAGAGGUCUAUCAUGAAAAUUAGAGGAGUGGAAGGGGUUGCGAUAGACAUGGCUAAAAAUGAAGUGACUAUAAAGGGAAUAGUGGAGCCUCAAGCAGUGUGCAACAAAAUCAUGAAAAGAACCAAGAGAAAGGCUAAAGUCUUGUCCCCAUUACCAGCUGCUGAGGGUGAACCUAUUCCAGAAGUUGUUGCUUCUCAGGUCACUGGACUAACAACUGUGGAACUCGAAGUUAACAUGCAUUGUGAAGCCUGUGCAGAACAACUUAAGAAAAAGAUACUCAAAAUGAGAGGGGUUCAAAAUGCUGUGACUGAUCAUAAUAGCGGGAAGGUGACCGUGACGGGGACAAUGGACGGCGACAAGCUAGUAGACUACGUUUACAGAAGAACCAGAAAACAAGCCAAAAUCGUACCACAACCGGAGCCUGAACCCGAGAAGAAAGAAGAACCUGCAGCGGAGAAGCCAACCGAAGAAGCAACGCCAGAAGAGAUGAAGGAAGAGAAUAAGGAGAAGAAAGAGGAUGAAAAGCCGGCAGAAGAGGGGAAGAAAGAAGAAGAAGGUGGCGGUGGAGAAAGUAAUAAGGAAGGUGAGGAAAAGAAAGAGGAGGAGGCCAAGAAGGAAGAGCAUAACGACGUCGUUAAUGGCAUACCGGAGGAGGAAUUGAAGAGGAUGAUGCAGCACUAUUAUCAGCCACUUUACGUGUUCGAGAGAAUCCCGCCGCCGCAGCUCUUCAGUGAUGAGAAUCCAAAUGCAUGUUGCAUUUCAUAACUUCCAUGCAAAACAUUCAUUUCAUGAUGGGAAUCGUUUCAAUACAAAUUAAAAGCUGUUAUGUUAGUUAACUAAAAUCAUAUACAUGUACGUCUAAAAUGCAUGUAAGUUA
Messenger RNA from Argentina anserina (silverweed cinquefoil), 1063 nucleotides. Its product is annotated as heavy metal-associated isoprenylated plant protein 9. The record is from RefSeq and is a predicted model, not a curated record. The transcript has 5 exons. NCBI's taxonomy places the organism in Eukaryota, Viridiplantae, Streptophyta, Magnoliopsida, Rosales, Rosaceae. Bases 1 to 951 code for a protein of 316 amino acids. Gene Ontology annotation, molecular function: metal ion binding.